This is a messenger RNA of Polyodon spathula (Mississippi paddlefish), 2413 nucleotides long. RefSeq names its product microspherule protein 1 (gene mcrs1). Gene Ontology annotation, cellular component: MLL1 complex; NSL complex; Ino80 complex. NCBI's taxonomy places the organism in Eukaryota, Metazoa, Chordata, Actinopteri, Acipenseriformes, Polyodontidae. Bases 269 to 1678 code for a protein of 469 amino acids. The transcript has 15 exons. The record is from RefSeq and is a predicted model, not a curated record. Gene Ontology annotation, molecular function: protein binding; G-quadruplex RNA binding. Gene Ontology annotation, biological process: positive regulation of transcription by RNA polymerase II.
CUCACCCGAGCGGAAGUAAUUAUUGCAGAUGGCUGUUUUUGGGGGGAUUAUAUGUGCUCUGUUACCAGAUUUGGGAUUAAAUUAAAAUUCAGUUGCGUUAAACAGAAUCAAUCGGUCGGGCAGUCGAGGCGAGGCAGGAGGAGACCCGGGUGACACCGAGACUCAUCGUGAGGCGGGGGUGCUCUCGGGUGAACAGAAGAGAGACUGCGAGACGUCAGGCACGCAGCUCCAAAGAAUAAAUGAGAAGCGCUCUGACUGAAGAGGAGUAAUGGACAAAGAUGUUCAAGGUGCGUCUGGCCUGCAUUUGACUGUAGGGGGCGCUGCUGUGCAUUCUCGUUCGGAGGAUGAGGAGCCGGCGGGGGGCAAGGGCAUCAAGAGAACAGUGGCACAGGCCUUCAGCGGGGGGGUGCCCAAGAGACGCAGCUCCUCCAGGUCUAUAAAGCGCAAGAAGUUUGAUGAUGAGCUGGUGGAGAGCAGUCUGGCCAAAUCCUCCACCCGGGUCAAAGGGCCGCCUGUGAUUGAGCCAGCCCGCUACUCCGGGAGCGAGCCCUCGUCCAAUGAGAAAAAGAAGGUGUCGAAGUCUAGCAGCACACCAGCGCCCCCUCUGGCCACAGUCCCCACCCUUCCCACCAUCACCAAGAGAGUGAAGAAGAGCAAGCAGCCCCUGCAGAUCACUAAAGACCUGGGCAGAUGGAAGCCCACUGACGACCUGCUCCUCAUUAACGCAGUGCUACAGACCACAGACCUGACCGCAGUUCACCUGGGAGUGAAGUUCAGCUGCAGGUUCACCCUGCGAGAGGUCCAGGAGCGCUGGUACGCCCUGCUGUACGACCCCGUCAUCUCCAAGUUGGCGUGGCAGGCAAUGCGCCAGCUGCACCCGGAGGCCAUCGCUGCCAUCCAGAGCAAGGCUUUAUUCAGCAGGUCAGAGGAGGCGCUGCUGUCCCAGAUUGGCUCGACCAGCCAGCCCAAGCUGGAUGUGUUCCAGGAGCUGCUGAGCAAACACCCGGGCGUGUUCUACCCGUCCCGCACAGCCCGCAGCCUGCAGGUGCACUGGCAGCUCCUCAAACAGUACUACCUGCUGGAGGACCAGGCCGUCCAGCCGCUGCCCAGAGGAGACCAGGUGCUCAACUUCUCGGACGCAGAGCAGCUGGUGGACGACACCAAGCUCAAGGACAGCAGGGAUGAAGUCCUGGAGCACGAGCUGAUGAUCGCAGAUCGACACCAGAAGAGGGAGAUCAGGCAGCUGGAGCAGGAACUGCCACGCUGGCAGGUGCUGGUGGACAGCAUCACAGGGAUGAACUCCCCGGACUUCGACAAUCAGACGCUGGCAGCGCUGCGAGGGAGGAUGGUGCGCUACCUUAUGAGGUCACGAGAGAUCACUCUGGGUCGAGCCACUAAGGACAGGCAGAUAGAUGUGGACCUGUCUCUGGAGGGACCGGCCUGGAAGAUCUCCCGAAAACAAGGAAUCAUCAAACUGAAGAACAACGGGGAUUUCUUCAUUGCUAACGAGGGCCGGAGACCGAUCUACAUCGACGGCAGACCGGUGCUGUCUGGAAACAAGUGGAAACUGAACAACAACAGUGUGGUGGAGAUUGCUGGCCUUCGCUUUGUCUUCCUGAUCAACCAGGAGCUCAUUGCUCUCAUCAAGGCAGAGGCAGCCAAGAUCAGCCUGCAGUGAGGCAGCAGGGGGCGCCGUCACAGCCAGUCUGAGCAGACACGUGUGUGUGGGAGAGUAUAUCUGUGGUCUUGUGUAAGAAUGUAUAUAGGCGUUGAGAUGAAUAUUAAGAGCAACUAGUGCAAUUCUGACUCUGACGUCCACCUGUAAAAGUUCUUGAGUUACUUUCGCAAAUGAAGAAAACCAAAUGCCUUUCCAAGUCAGGAAAUAUUCUGAAAGAAUGACACUGCGUCUGUAUGGGAGGAUGUGUGUGGAUGAGCUUCAAAAGACUGCGGAGUGUUAUAAAUAAUUUGAAAACCUGCUGAAGAAAAAUUGAAGAUUCUAGGGGCUAGCUUGAAGAAUUUGGCUGUGAUUCCAAGGUGCUGAAAAAAAAAAAGGAAGACAUUUACUAGAGAAGCAGCAUUGCUGUAACUGAACACAAGGUGGCACUGUUUUGUUUGUUCUGCUAUCUUGCACACCUCCAUCAACCCAUAAGCAGGGGGUGCUGUUGAUUCUGAAAGCGUGCGAUAAGCAGGAGACCCUGCAGGUGGAGCUGGCAGGAUUUCCUGACAGCGCGGGAUACACCUGCAGGUUUAACAUGGAGCAAAAGCAACGCCUUUGUAAAGAGCAAAUAAAAGGACUUCACACCCUGUCUCGUCGUGUGAUCUCUUGUGCUAGCGCUCUGGGCAGUUGCAAAAGUGGACGCUGUACAGAUGUUUUUGGUGUCUUUUUUUAAUAAAUGACUUUGGGCUACUCUAA